CAACAUGCGACCAAACCUGGAGCAAGAAGUGGGAGAUUCGAAGUAGCAAAACAAGCAACAGUAAUUUCAUAUUUCAUUAAACAAAUACCAUCUAGGAUUAGUUAAAAACGAAAAAGGAAAACCACGACACCGGAGUAAGCAUGGCGACCCCCAGUAAGACCCCGCCAGGUUCUGACCCCAAGCAGCUGGAGAGGACCGGGACGGUCCGGGAGAUCGGCUCUCAGGCAGUGUGGUCUCUGUCUUCCUGUAAACCAGGGUUUGGUGUGGACCAGCUGAGAGAUGACAACUUGGAGACAUACUGGCAGUCUGAUGGAUCCCAGCCACACCUAGUCAACAUCCAGUUUAGGAGAAAGACCACAGUGAAGAUGUUGUGUAUGUAUGCAGACUACAAGUCAGACGAGAGCUACACCCCCAGUAAGAUCUCUGUCAGAGUAGGAAACAACUUCCACAACCUGCAGGAGAUCAGACAGUUAGAGAUGGUAGAGCCUAGCGGUUGGAUCCACAUCCCCCUUCUGGAUGCAGUCAACAACCCCAUCAGGACGUUCAUGAUCCAGAUAGCUGUGUUAGCCAACCACCAGAACGGCAGAGACACGCACAUGAGGCAGAUCAAAGUGUAUACCCCCGUGGAGGAGAGCUCCAUCGGCAAGUUCCCAAGAUGCACCACGGUCGACUUCAUGAUGUACCGCACCAUCAGAUGACACUGAGGGUUCCGGGUGGAACCUCCUCAGGGUUACGAAUAGAACUUUCCAGAGUUCCGGGUGGAACCCUUAAGUGUACAGUGUUGACAAAUAAGGGAAUUGGAAUGCUAUUUUUUUUAAGUGAAAUAUUAUUCUAAUUUUCAAGUUAACCUGAAAUCCUUUUCAUUUAAGAUUACAUGGAGCCACUCAACGUAUUACUGCCUGUCUGCAUCCCAAAUGGCACCCUGUUCCCUAUAUAGUGCACUACUAUAGACCCUAUUCCCUACAUAGUGCACUACUAUAGACCAGAGCCCUAUAUAGUGAACUACUAUAGACCAGGGCCCUAUUUCCUAUAUAGUACACUACUAUAGACCAGAGCCCUAUUCCCUAUAUAGUACACUACUAUAGACCAGAGCCCUAUAUAGUGCACUACUAUAGACCAGAGCCCUAUACCCUAUAUAGUGCACUACUAUAGACCAGAGCCCUAAUCCCUAUAUAGUGGUACUACUGUAGACCAGAGCCCUAUUCCCUAUUUAGUGCACUACUUUAGACCAGAGCCCUAUUCCCUAUAUAGUGCACUACUAUAGACCGGACCCCUACGUGUGUUCCUAUGGACCCUUGUCAAAAGUAGUGCACUAUAUAGGGAAUAGGGCUCUGGUCUAAAGUAGUGCACUACAUAGGGAA
Messenger RNA from Oncorhynchus masou masou (cherry salmon), 1361 nucleotides. RefSeq names its product anaphase promoting complex subunit 10 (gene anapc10). Gene Ontology annotation, biological process: protein K11-linked ubiquitination; anaphase-promoting complex-dependent catabolic process. The record is from RefSeq and is a predicted model, not a curated record. Gene Ontology annotation, cellular component: anaphase-promoting complex. NCBI's taxonomy places the organism in Eukaryota, Metazoa, Chordata, Actinopteri, Salmoniformes, Salmonidae. Bases 141 to 698 code for a protein of 185 amino acids. The transcript has 6 exons.